Messenger RNA from Entrophospora sp. SA101, 258 nucleotides. Lineage: Eukaryota; Fungi; Glomeromycota; Glomeromycetes; Entrophosporales; Entrophosporaceae. The record is from the annotation of a GenBank genome assembly.
AUGGAACUUUAUAUGCCUGGUAUAUAUCUAAUGAUGGAAAUAUCCAAAUGUCAAAUACCAAAGUCAGUGCAAAAUCUUGAGGAUGUAAUGAGAAUACACCAAUUACUUAUGAGUACAAAGGAAAAUGCCAUAAGUUAUUUAGAAGAUUCCUACACAACACCUCCCCAUCAAGUUUAUAGUGAGUGGUUAUGCCCAACAGCAGGCACACCCUUUAAAAAUCCUAAUUUAAGAAUUACUCAAGAAGUUGCUCAAAUUUAA